UUUUCUAGCCAUGAAAUGGACAGUGAGUCACAUCUUAGCGAGACAAGUGACCACAUGGCAGACUUUGAGAGCAGCUCCAUUAAAAAUGAGGACGAGAGCCAGGAGGUUUCAAUACCACUGGAAGACUCUACUGUAUCUGGUAGUUUAGAACAAAUGAAAGCCAUCUAUAAUAACUUCCUCUCCAAUUCCCACUGGUCCAAUCUCAAUUUGAACCUUCACCAGCCAAUUUCAGAAAAGAACAAUGGUAGUAGCAGCAGCAGUAGCUGUGAAAGUGGCAGCUUUGACUGGCACCAGACUGCUAUGGCUAAAACACUGCAGCAAAUUUCUCAGAGCAGAAUUCUUCCUGAACCGAGUCUUUUUAGCACAGUUCAAUUGUACAGACAAAGCAGUAAACUUUAUGGCUCUAUAUUUACCGGAGCCAGUAAAUUCCGGUGUAAAGACUGCAGUGCUGCCUAUGAUACUUUAGUAGAAUUAACAGUGCACAUGAAUGAAACAGGACAUUAUCGAGAUGACAACCAUGAAACUGAUAACAAUAACCCCAAAAGAUGGUCCAAACCUCGUAAACGUUCUUUGCUUGAAAUGGAAGGGAAAGAAGAUGCCCAGAAAGUAUUAAAGUGUAUGUACUGUGGUCAUUCAUUUGAAUCUCUUCAGGAUUUGAGUGUUCAUAUGAUCAAAACAAAACACUACCAAAAAGUGCCUCUGAAGGAACCUAUUACACCUGUAGCAGCAAAAAUUAUCCCAGCUACUAGAAAAAAAGCAUCGCUGGAGCUCGAACUUCCAAGUUCUCCAGAUUCCACAGGUGGGACACCAAAAACAACAAUCUCGGAUACCAGUGAUGCACUUCAAAAGAAUUCUAAUCCUUACAUUAUGCCAAAUAAUCGCUACGGUCACCAGAACGGUGCCAGCUAUGCCUGGCACUUUGAGGCAAGGAAAUCUCAAAUUCUGAAGUGCAUGGAGUGCGGAAGCUCGCAUGACACUCUGCAGGAACUCACAGCUCACAUGAUGGUGACAGGACAUUUUAUUAAAGUCACUAACUCUGCCAUGAAAAAAGGGAAGCCAAUUGUAGAAGCCCCAGCGACCCCAACAAUAAUAUCCUUAGUAGAUGAGAAAGUCCAGUCUGUGCCCCUCGCUGCCACCACUUUUACGUCUCCAUCUAAUACACCUUCUAGUGUUUCCCCUAAAUUAAAUGUUGAAAUAAAAAAAGUAGAUAAAGAAAGAGGCAUUGCUAAUGACAAAAUGAAAGACAAAGAAAAGUCAAGUGAAGAUGAGAAGUAUGAUAUCUCCUCAAAAUACUAUUACUUGACUGAAAAUGACCUAGAAGAAAGCCCUAAGGGGGGAUUAGAUAUAUUGAAGUCUUUAGAAAACACAGUUACAUCAGCUAUAAACAAAGCCCAGAAUGGCACACCAAGUUGGGGUGGCUACCCCAGCAUUCAUGCUGCCUAUCAGCUGCCUAAUAUGAUGAAGCUGUCAUUGGGUUCAUCUGGGAAGAGCAUACUAUUAAAACCUAUGUUUGGAAACAAUGAACUAGUAUUGCCAACUAAAAACCAGCCCUUGGUGUUUUCCCCAAGCAGUCAGACCUCACCUGUGCCAAAAACAAACUUUCACACCAUGGAAGAAUUGGUUAAGAAAGUCACGGAGAAGGUGGCUAAAGUGGAGGAAAAAAUGAAAGAGCCUGAAGGAAAGCUUUCUCCAAUGAAGCAUGCGACACCUUCGCCAUGCAGUAGUGAAGUCGGUGAACCCCUUAAGAUGGAGUCCUCCAAUGAUGGUGGCUUUAAAAGCCAGAAGAACAUCCCAGUCCCUCAGAGAGACGGUUGCAAGGGUAGUCCAACUGUAGAACCUGUGGAAAAUGGGAAAGAGCUUGUUAAGUCCAUUGUAAGUUCUUUAAGUAGCAGCGCAGCUAUCAUUACUGACCACUCUCCCGAAAAGCCAUUUGUAAAUCCAUUAAGUGCACUGCAAUCUGUCAUGAAUAUUCACCUUGGGAAGGCAGCAAAGCCGUCUUUGCCCACUUUGGAUCCGAUGAGCAUGCUGUUUAAAAAGAGCAACGGUUUAGCAGAAAAGGCUGCAGUGGCCACCCCACCUCUACAGUCCAAAAAACCAGACUGCUUAGACCGUUAUUUUUAUUAUGUCAACAAUGACCAACCCAUUGAAAAAGGCAAGAGUGACAAAAGCUGCUCUUUGGAUUCAGUGCUUUUGUCAUCCACAUCGACAUCUUCUGCAUCUUCUUCAUCUACAGUGACAACAGCAAAGACAUCUGCGGUCAUGUCAUUCAUGUCAAACUCACUGCUACAUGAGAAUGCCUUGUCAGAUAUAUCUGAUAUGCUGAAGAACCUGACAGAAAGUCACACAUCAAAAUCUUCCACACCUUCCAGCAUAUCUGAGAAAUCUGACAUUGAUGGUACCUCAAUAGAGGAACCAGAAGAGAGUGCACCAGCUCAGAAAAGGAAGGGACGUCAGUCUAACUGGAACCCUCAGCACUUGCUCAUAUUGCAGGCCCAGUUUGCAGCUAGUUUACGGCAGACUUCAGAGGGUAAAUACAUCAUGUCGGAUUUGAGCCCUCAAGAAAGAAUGCAAAUUUCCAGGUUUACGGGACUUUCAAUGACCACAAUUAGCCACUGGCUAGCCAACGUGAAAUACCAGCUCCGAAGGACAGGGGGAACUAAGUUCCUUAAAAAUUUGGACACUGGGCACCCAGUGUUCUUUUGUAAUGACUGUGCUUCACAGAUCAGAAUGCCUUCAACUUAUAUCAGUCAUCUUGAAUUGCAUCUGGGUUUCAGGUUAAGAGACUUGUCCAAACUGUCCAGUGAACAAGCAAAGUCACCAUCGGAAAAAUUGGUGACAUCCUUUCCAGAGGAAGAUAUCGGAAUUUCUUAUCAGUGCAAACUUUGUAACAGGACUUUUGCAAGCAAGCACGCUGUUAAACUUCAUCUUAGCAAAACACAUGGGAUGUCACCAGAGGAUCAUCUUCUGUAUGUUUCAGAGUUAGAGAAGCAGUAG
Molecule: messenger RNA, 2994 nt
Organism: Strigops habroptila (Kakapo)
Lineage: Eukaryota; Metazoa; Chordata; Aves; Psittaciformes; Psittacidae
Product: teashirt homolog 3-like
Biological process (GO): regulation of transcription by RNA polymerase II
Cellular component (GO): nucleus
Molecular function (GO): DNA binding; DNA-binding transcription factor activity, RNA polymerase II-specific
Source: RefSeq, a predicted model, not a curated record